Messenger RNA from Tinamus guttatus (white-throated tinamou), 1967 nucleotides. Lineage: Eukaryota; Metazoa; Chordata; Aves; Tinamiformes; Tinamidae. The record is from RefSeq and is a predicted model, not a curated record.
AUGGAGGGAACCCGGCAAAGUAGGAUUUGUCGUCCGCACAAGAUCAGCGAGUCCUCCAAGGUGUACAGAUGGGACGACCACUCGAGUCUUGUUCUUCAGAGUCUGAAUGAGCAGAGGCAUCGAGGCCUCUUUUGUGACAUUGUCCUUGUGGUGGAUGAACAGAGAGUCCCUGCCCAUCGGAACCUCCUGGCUGUUUGCAGUGACUACUUCAACUCUAUGUUCACUAUUGGCAUGCGAGAAGCCCACCAAAAAGAGGUGGAGCUUUUUGGAGCCUCUUAUAUCGGUCUCAAGGCUGUGGUAGAUUUCCUGUAUGGCAGCGAGCUCUCUUUAGAUGGUGGCAAUAUUGACUACGUGCUCGAAACAGCUCAUCUGCUGCAGAUCUGGAAGGUGGUCGACUUUUGUUGUGAGUAUCUUGAAAAUGAAGUCAGUGAGGAGAACUAUUUGUACCUGCAAGAGCUAGCCUCCAUCUAUAACCUGAAGCGCCUUGACUCCUACAUCGAUUCUUUCAUCUUGCAGAACUUUGGCACUCUGUCCUUCACCCCGGACUUCUUGCAGAAUGUUUCCAUGCAGAAGUUGUGCCAGUACCUGGACAGCAGCAACGUGCAGCAGGAGUGCGAGCACGACUUGCUGCAGGCUGCCCUGCAGUGGCUUACGCAGUACCCGGAAAGGGAGAACGAGGCCUACCAAGUUCUGGAUAACAUUCACUUUCCUUUGAUACCUAAAAGUGAUCUUCUGCAUCGAGUCAAGCCCGCUGUCUGCUCUCUUCUUCCCAAAGAAGCAAACUGUGAGGGUUUUAUAGAGGAAGCAGUGAACUACCACAAUAAUGUCACCGCUCAGCCGGUGCUGCAGAACAAACGGACUGCUCUGAGAACCAGCGAGGAGAGACUCCUCUUUGUUGGCGGCGAGGUGUCCGAGCGCUGCUUGGAACUGAGUGAUGACACUUGCUUCUUGGACACCAGAAAGGGGCAGUGGGUGGCAGAGACCCCUCUCCCAGCCAGACGAAGUCACCACUGCGUUGCAGUCCUGGGAGGUUUCAUUUUCAUAGCCGGGGGCAGCUUUUCAAGAGACAACGGAGGGGAUGCAGCUUCAAAUCUCCUAUAUAGGUAUGAUCCCCGCUGUAACCAGUGGAUAAAGGUGAGACUUGAGCUGUUGCCUCGAGCUAUUACUGACAUGCUGGUGGCUGUGGGUGGCAGGAAUGAAAAUGGGGCCCUCUCUUCAGUUGAGACCUAUAGUCCCCAAAAGGAUACAUGGUCCUAUAUAGCAGGCCUGCCAAGGUUUACUUAUGGCCAUGCAGGAACAGUCUACAAGGAAUUUGUGUACAUUUCAGGAGGCCACGACUACCAAAUUGGCCCAUACAGAAAAAAUCUGCUCUGCUACGAUUAUCGCACCGAUGUCUGGGAGGAGAAAAGGCCAAUGAUCACUGCCAGGGGGUGGCACAGCAUGUGCACCCUCCAGGACCACAUCUAUUCCAUUGGAGGCAGCGAUGACAACAUCGAAACCAUGGCCCGUUUUGACAUUCUGAGCGUGGAGUCGUACAGCCCUCAAUGUAACCAGUGGACCAGAGUUGCCCCUUUGCUGCAAGCAAACAGUGAGUCAGGGGUGGCUGUUUGGGAAGGCAAGAUAUAUAUUCUUGGAGGCUACAGCUGGGAAGAAACAGUCUUCUCCAAAACAGUCCAAGUUUAUGAUAAGGAGAAGAAUAAGUGGUACAGAGGAACAGACUUGCCCAAAGCAAUUGCCGGUGUGUCUGCAUGUGUCUGUGCAUUGAAACCUAAAACAGAUGACAAAAAGAAAAAGACCAAAACAAAAAAACAUCAAGAUCUAGGAAGAUGACUACUUCUGCACAGCCAGCCUUCGAGGAGGGACUCCAGAGGAACUUUGUAUUUAAUUGUUUCUUUCUAGCCUUGAUUCUUUUUUGAAAUGGAAAUGAAAGUGUCUUCUGAAGCCUCAGAAAAUGUACAAUUGAGUGU